This is a messenger RNA of Emys orbicularis (European pond turtle), 264 nucleotides long. It is a transcript of the gene COXFA4L2, whose product is annotated as NDUFA4 mitochondrial complex associated like 2. The record is from RefSeq and is a predicted model, not a curated record. Bases 1 to 264 code for a protein of 87 amino acids. The transcript has 4 exons. Lineage: Eukaryota; Metazoa; Chordata; Testudines; Emydidae.
AUGGGAGGGACCCGGCCCGGGUUCGCCUUCGCCCGCCAGCUCAGGAAGCAUCCCGGACUCAUUCCCCUCAUCAGCUUCAUCGGCCUCGGCCUGGGCAGCGCCGCGCUCUACCUGCUCCGCCUGGCCCUCUGUAGCCCCGAUGUGAGCUGGGACAAGAAGAACAACCCAGAGCCGUGGAAUAAACUGAGUCCAAACGACCAGUACAAGUUCCUGGCGGUUUCCACCGACUACAAGAGCUUGAAGAAGGAUCGGCCCGACUUCUGA